Kluyveromyces lactis is the source of this 909-nucleotide messenger RNA. It is a transcript of the gene NIT2, whose product is annotated as putative hydrolase. The record is from RefSeq and is a predicted model, not a curated record. The transcript has a single exon. Lineage: Eukaryota; Fungi; Ascomycota; Saccharomycetes; Saccharomycetales; Saccharomycetaceae. The coding region runs from base 1 to 909 and encodes 302 amino acids. Gene Ontology annotation, molecular function: hydrolase activity, acting on carbon-nitrogen (but not peptide) bonds, in linear amides.
AUGAACGUAGCAAGAAUUGGUAUUGGUCAGCUGUGCUCCUCCUCAAAUUUGAAGCAGAAUCUAGAAGUUGUGAAAUCAUUGAUUAAAAAAGCUUUGGAUCAAGACGUUAAAGUCCUAUUCUUUCCAGAAGCAACUGACUACUUAAGCAGAAACGCAGAACAUUCUAAAAAAUUGGCUUCACAAACGCCAGAAUUUAUUUCUGAACUACAAAGUGCAAUAUGUCAAUUGACGAAGGCAGCAGGAAAGCCAAUUGAUAUUUCCAUUGGUAUUCAUAUGCCUCCUUCUGAAGUAAAUACCAAAAAUGGGGAUUCCAGAGUUAAGAAUGUUCUUCUAUACAUCAAUUCAAACGGUGAAAUUCUACAGAAGUAUCAAAAAUUGCAUCUCUUCGAUGUUGAUGUCCCUAAUGGUCCGAUUUUGAAGGAAUCUAACAGCGUUCAGCCUGGUUCCGAAAUUCCAAGCAUAAUUAAUACUCCAGUAGGAAAAUUAGGAAGUUGUAUCUGUUACGAUAUAAGGUUCCCUGAACUUUCUUUGAAAUUACGCUCUAAAGGGGCGCAAAUUCUAUGCUUCCCCAGUGCUUUCACUAUGAAGACAGGCGAAGCCCAUUGGGAGCUGUUGGGUAGAGCAAGAGCGAUUGAUACUCAAAGUUUUGUGGUUAUGCCAGCUCAACAAGGUGAACAUGAUGUCUAUGCUGAUGAGAAACCAUCUGAUGAAUCAGCAGUAAAAAGAAUCUCUUGGGGUCAUUCUAUGAUUAUUGAUCCGUGGGGUAGGAUUUUGUCUGCUGCAGAUCUAACCACGCAUGAUCCCCAGCUCAUAAUCGCUGAUCUCGAUAUUGAAGCACAAGAUAAGAUUAGAAGAGAUAUGCCGUUGUGGGCCCAGCGUAGGAGAGAUAUCUUUGGAGACUUUGUCUGA